AUGUCGUACCCCAAGCCGCUCAACACCCCGUACCCCCUGAUCGAUGCCGACCCGCACGUCAAGCGCGUGAUCAGCUACAUGCGGCCCACGGACUACGCCAUCUGGGGCGGAGCGACCUUCGCCGCGCCUGCCGCCCUCAACUUCUGGGAGCGGAUCGACCCCUCCAAGUCGGCCGGAUACAGCCUCCGGAACGCUGGACGGCUCGCCACCGUUGUCGGCUUUGUCGGCGGCUUCCUCCUCGCCUACCAGAGCUCUGCGCAGCGUUUCCUCGGUUUCAAGGAGAACGAGCGCGAGCAGGAGAUGGACAUGGAGGAGAUGACCAAGCGCGCCAAGCAGGGCCUUCCUCUCUACGGUGAGAGCGACCUCACCCCUUACAUGCAGGGUGUUGCUGCUCGCAACUCGACCUACUCCGUCUUCAAGAUUCAGGCUAUCCCUUGGUUCAACUUCGUCAACCACCCGUACCACGGUGUCGAUGUUGCCAAGUACUACAAGGCCGCUGGUGUUCCUGUCCCCAGCGCCAACUAG
Molecule: messenger RNA, 525 nt
Organism: Trichosporon asahii var. asahii CBS 2479
Lineage: Eukaryota; Fungi; Basidiomycota; Tremellomycetes; Trichosporonales; Trichosporonaceae
Exons: 3
Coding region: 1-525 (174 amino acids)
Source: RefSeq, a predicted model, not a curated record